ACCCAGUCAUCUGGUCUGCGCGCGAACCCCGACACACAGCCUGCUACGUUCCCGGAAAUCCAUCCAUCCAUCCAUCCAUCCAUCCAUCCAUCCAUCCAUCCAUCCAUCCAUCCAUCCAUCCAUCGUCCAGGGUCCCUACUGUGUGCCACGCUCUGGGCUGGGUACCCAACCCUCCUACAGUCCAGAGCUCCUCUUUCUCUUUCCCCUGCCCCUGGUGGGUGCGGCUAGUGCGGAAAUUCGCUCCCUAAAGGUCCAGAAAGCUCAAGCCCAGACAGAACCAGCGCGAUCCGCGCCGCCAGAGGCGGCAGGUCUUGGACUGCCCGGGAGCGCGCGUCUCCGCGGCCGCGCGGGGUCCCCCUGUCUGGCGCUCAGGUGACUUCGCCGCCCACUCCGCCGCUCUCUUCCCCUCCCCUCUCCUGCAAGGGUCGAGUUCGGCUGUUGCGCGCGGGGAAAGGAAGGAGGGGCUAGGAGGGAUUUGAAAGUGCUCGGGCUGCCGAGUGGAGCUCGCGUCUGUCCCCGCCGCCCGCGAGCGGAUUAAAUUUCUGCAAAUUCAAACUGAAUGAGGCUUUCUUCUGCUGCCUUCCAGAGGGCGCCUGCAGCCCGCCGCGCGCUUCUCUCCGGCGGGAGCGGCCCCGGGGCGCACCGCUGACGACCCGGCGGGCUAGAGGGCGGCGGCGCCUGGGCUUGGGGGACCCCGCUACCCGACCUCGCUCCUCUCGGACCAGCAGCUGCUCGCUCCAGCACCCGAGCAGGGCACCCGACGGGACGGCGGACGCGAUCUGAGCGACCGAUCCUCCGAGGACGAACUUCUCGGGGGCGGGUCCCCGGUCGCCCCGUCGCCAGCUAUUGUCUGCGCGCCGCGCUCGCACGGAGGCGCGGGGGGCGUAAGCGCGGAGACCCGGCCGGGCGGGGCCGGGUCCAGGGCGGCGGCAGGAGGAGCCGGGGCAGCCCGGGGAGCCGGAGGAGGAGCAGCGGCUGCGAGCGCGGGAGCCGAGCGGGCGCGAUGCCGGCAGCGGCGGGGGACGGGCUCCUGGGCGAGCCGGCGGCUCCCGGGGGCGACGGGGGCGCGGAGGACGCAGCCAGGCCGGCGGCGGCCUGCGAGGGAAGUUUCCUGCCCGCCUGGGUGAGCGGCGUGUCCCGCGAGCGGCUCCGGGACUUCCAGCACCACAAGCGCGUGGGCAACUACCUCAUCGGCAGCAGGAAGCUGGGCGAGGGCUCCUUCGCCAAGGUGCGCGAGGGGCUGCACGUGCUGACCGGGGAGAAGGUGGCCAUCAAGGUCAUCGAUAAGAAGAGAGCCAAAAAGGACACCUACGUCACCAAGAACCUGCCGGAGGGCCAGAUCCAGCAGAUGAUCCGCCACCCCAACAUCACGCAGCUCCUGGACAUCUUAGAGACGGAAAACAGCUACUACCUGGUCAUGGAGCUGUGCCCCGGGGGGAACCUCAUGCACAAGAUCUAUGAGAAGAAGCGCCUGGAGGAGGGGGAAGCCCGCCGGUACAUCCGGCAGCUCAUCUCUGCCGUGGAGCACCUGCACCGGGCUGGCGUGGUCCACAGAGACUUGAAGAUAGAAAAUUUGCUGCUAGAUGAAGACAAUAACAUCAAGCUGAUUGACUUUGGUUUGAGCAACUGCGCAGGGAUCCUGGGUUAUUCGGACCCAUUCAGCACACAGUGUGGCAGCCCCGCCUACGCUGCCCCGGAACUGCUCGCCAGGAAGAAAUACGGCCCCAAAAUUGAUGUCUGGUCAAUAGGCGUGAACAUGUACGCUAUGUUGACCGGGACCCUGCCUUUCACGGUGGAACCUUUCAGCCUGAGGGCUCUGUACCAGAAGAUGGUGGACAAAGAAAUGAACCCCCUCCCCACCCAGCUCUCCACAGGUAAUGUACCUGCUGCUCUGGAUUCAAGUUGGGGCACCUGUGCUUUGACAGGUUUGGACCAUUUUGGAAGUGGUUGUUUGAGGUGGAGAGGUGACUGGGUCUCUGUGUCUACCCCUCCCAGGAUUUCUCUAGAAGACCUGAGCCCCAGUGUGGUGCUGCACAUGACUGAAAAGCUGGGCUACAAGAACAGUGACGUCAUCAACACGGUGCUCUCCAAUCGCGCCUGCCACAUCUUGGCCAUCUACUUCCUGUUAAACAAGAAACUCGAGCGCUAUUUGUCAGGGAAAUCUGACAUCCAAGAUAGCAUCAGCUACAAGACCCAGCUCUACCAGAUGGAGAAGUGCAGAGCCGCCAGGGAGCCCUACGAGGCCUCCCUGGACACCUGGACAAAAGACUUUGAAUUCCAUGCUGUGCAGGAUAAAAAGCCCAAAGAACAAGAAAAGAGGGGUGAUUUUCUCCAUCGUCCAUUUUCCAAGAAGUUGGACAAGAGCCUGCCCUCCCACAAACAGCCCUCAGCCUCACUCAUCACGCAGAUUCAGAACACCAAAGCCCUGCUCAAAGACCGGAAGACGUCCAAGGCAGGCUUUCCCGACAAAGAUUCCUUCGGCUGCCGCAAUCUUUUCCGCAAAACCUCCGAUUCCAAUUGUGUGGCUUCUUCUUCCAUGGAGUUCAUCCCUGUCCCACCUCCCAGGACGCCCAGGAUUGUAAAGAAACUAGAGCCACACCAGCCAGGGCCAGGAAGUGCCAGCAUCCUCCCCAAGGAAGAGCCGCUGCUGCUGGAUAUGGUACGCUCCUUUGAGUCUGUGGAUCGCGAGGACCACAUAGAACUGCUGUCCCCUUCCCACCACUAUAGGAUCCUGAACUCCCCCGGGGGCUUGGCUCGGAGGAAUUCUAGUGAGCGGACACUCUCUCCGGGGCUGCUGUCUGGAAGCACAUCACCUCUCCAAACUCCACUGCAUUCCACGCUGGUUUCUUUCAGUCAUGAAGAUAAGAACAGCUCCCCAAAAGAGGAGGGCGUGUGUUCCCCUCCUCCGGUUCCCAGCAAUGGCCUCACACAGCCUCUGGGGAGCCCCAACUGUGUGAAAAGCAGGGGAAGGUUUCCCAUGAUGGGCAUUGGACAGAUGCUGAGGAAGCGGCACCAGAGCCUGCAGCCUUCCUCAGAGAGGUCCCUGGAGGCCAGCAUGUCCCCGCUGCAGCCCACGGCCCCCUCUAGCCUCUCCUUUGACCUGGCUGAUGGUGUAAAGGGCCAGUGUUAACCCAGGACGGCAAGAUUCUGGGUCUCCGUGAGGACGGCAAUGGAACAGCGCUCCACACAUACAUCAGGGCAUGAGCAGUCAACCUCACAAGAGCAUCCUUUAUUCCUUCCACACAAUGUUCCAAGCUCAGAUCAGCCACAAUCCACAGACUCAAAGCCCACACACCAAGUCUCACUUAGGAACCCUACGAGAUGCUGAGAAUCAGGGGGCACUGGUUGUAGGAGCCACCCAUUCCAGUCCGAGACCCUCUUUCCUACAACCCCUCAUCCAGUCCUCUCCAGUAUCCCCCGGCUGGGCUGAGCUGAAAACCACACCCCCAUCUGUGGGACCACGCGGAUUUCCAGAUCGGUACCCAGCCUUCCUUCCCGCCUCCGCUCCAUGUGUGCCUCUCACAGACUGCACUGUUCAGUGGCCAGUCAUAGUCUCACAGGGACCAAUGCCACUGCAAGGACGUUCACCCAGCCUGGGGAUUCCUCCCGAGGGGAGCAACCCUUCGUACCCUACCGGUGAGUCCCUGUGGGAGAGCAGAAUUGGUGAGGCACAGUGCCAGACCCCAGGAACCCCAGAGGAAGAUGGGAUAGAGCCUCAGACAAAGAUGGAACCCCACCGUGAGAGCCCAGAUGGAAGAUGAAGACUGAAAACACUCAUUCCCAUGCAAUGUUUUCACAAAUGGUCUUUUCUGCCUUUAUUUUAACUUUUUUUUUUUAAUUGAAACUUGCUAAGAUUGAAUGAACUUGUCCAAAGAAAUCUUUCUUUAUAUGAUGCUAUUAAAUUAAAGUAACUCUUUUUUUUCUUUCUUUUCUUUUUUUUUUCUUUUUUCUUUGAGUCAGGGUCUCAUUGAGUAGCCCAGGUUGACUUCAAACUCAUCAUCCUCCUGCCUCAGCUUCCAGAGUGCUGGGAUUGCAAGUGUAUGCCCCUUUGUCUGGCUCAAAAUAACAAUUUUUAAAAGCCUAGGUGGCCAGAUGGGAAGUACUUCGACCAAAUUCAUGUUUUUCUGCGAGGCUGCCGCUCAGAUGGCCAGAAAGCUGGUCUGGGUGCCGAUGGUAGCAGCAUUAGACCCUGGUGGCCAGCAUGAGGGACAACAGCCUAGCCAUCCUGUGUUUAUACUGUGGCAGCAGCUGAAGGCAUAGAACAUAGCUCCAGAAGGUUCUGGAGAAAGAGAGAAGGGAUUCUUAAGGCAGAAUUGAGAUGCAAGAAGGAGGCAUUUGCUGUACAUCCUUCUGCUGUGGUUAGAGCUUAGCUGUGCUGGGGGCUGGGAACAGGCUUGCCCACUGGGAGCAUGUCCGUGGACAGUUUCAUCCCCAAAGAAAGCAGUGUCCUCCACCUUAUAGUCUGCACCUUCCCCCUCCAGGAUUGAACCAAAGAUGCAUUUCUGGUUUUGUGACUGUGACACCCCUUGUGUCUUUUGUGGAAUCUGGUGUUGUCUGAUUAUGUCCAGCUGGCUCUUGACAAGGGACUGGCUCUGUGUGGAUCCUGGACCCUGGUACUUAGCAGGGGACUGCCCAGUCAUGAGCAGCAUUGUAAGGACGGGAAGAAUCGGUACAAGUUGGGUCACAGUUGGUUUAGAAGAUGAGUUAUGGAAGAGCCCAGAACCUUCGAUUUUUUGGCUAUUUCAGAUGUAAUCAGAGACCACACCUGUAGCCGUGAAGCCAGAUUCAUUAUCUUGGUCCAUUGAUUCUGAAGUGAGCUAAUUUCAUUAAAAUCACGAAGCCAGCCUUUGCCAGUGAGGGAUGAGACAGCGUCACCGUCUCUCAUUUACCAAUGGUGGCAUCCUUCGGCCUCUCACAGCUCUGACCUGGCAAGAAGAGAACACACAUUUGGACGACCCUGGAAGCAAGAUGCUCUAGUCUUGGCUGAACUUGGAAAGACCUGGGCUGCUUAAUCCUAGGGAGGGACUCACCCCUCCCUAGGGCCCUUUAGGAGGAGGCCAGUCUCCUCCCAGCAGCCAGUGCUGUUUUUCAGCAUGGCUUCUGCUCAGCUUCCAGGACUUAACAUUGAAAACAGAACUCUCUAAGCAGAGGGAAGAGAAGAAUCAUCUACAGACGCUGUAUUGGCGCAAUGUGUUUUGAGUUUUGAUGGGUGAAGAAUCCUUUUUGAAAGAUGACUGCCAACUGUAACCCUUUGGCUCUGCAAGUUGGUAGGAUGUAUACCUGUGUACCCUGCCCCUUUUUUCAUAGCCCCUUAUGUCUUUUUCUGGCGGUAUGCUUUCCUCGUGUGUGUGUGUGUGUGUGUGUGUGUGUGUGUGUGUGUGUGUGUGUGUGUGUGUUGGUGUUAGCUCAUGGAGAAAGUGUUUCCCAUUCUUGGAACGCUUCGAGAAUGGUGUCAGAAGCACCCCCAGCUGCCCGUGUUGCUGCUGGUAACCGACUCGGAACUCAGGUGUGUAGUGAACCCAGCGGGAGGCAAAGGGGAGCAAGGAGGGGAGACUUAGCUGUGUUUGGGGGUGUGCAUGCACCUGACAGACAACUCUGUGAAACCAAGGGGAAGAAGAAAUGUUAAAUUCUUGUUUUAUUAUAUUUAUAUGGAAAACUUGACUAUCCUUUCGUUAGGUAUGGAGUGUCGUCUGUUUGACCCAUGACUGUCCUUCAUGAGUCUUUGCCUGUGAUAUAUUUCAGUCAGCCUGUGGCUACUGAUGAGAAGGACCGAACUGUCAUUGUGUGAAGUCCAGGAGGAAGAGUCCAUUUUAGUCGUACGGUUUGGUCAUAAGUAAGGACUAUAUUUAUGUCACCAUGAUUGAAUAUAUGUACUUUUAUAAUGGCUGUGAAAUACACUUUUUCCUCACUAUG
Peromyscus leucopus (white-footed mouse) is the source of this 5913-nucleotide messenger RNA. It is a transcript of the gene Hunk, whose product is annotated as hormonally up-regulated Neu-associated kinase. The record is from RefSeq and is a predicted model, not a curated record. Gene Ontology annotation, biological process: protein phosphorylation; intracellular signal transduction. Gene Ontology annotation, molecular function: ATP binding; protein serine/threonine kinase activity. Gene Ontology annotation, cellular component: cytoplasm. Lineage: Eukaryota; Metazoa; Chordata; Mammalia; Rodentia; Cricetidae.